CGCAAACACGCCGCACCCUCACUACGACACCCGUGACAGGACGCCGGCCGCAGAGCAUCAAAAUCAUGUAUGACAGAAGAGAAGAGGUCGAGGCCCUUGGGGCCCACGAAGACCCUGACUUUGCCAAGCUCAUGGCCAGCAUCGCCGCCGGCACCGCCAACUCCAACGACCUGCGCACUAUGCUGCUCACGAUGCCCUUUAUCGACCUCAUCAAGCUGUGGCAAGCGCAGCCCCAAAUUCCCAACCUGCCCGACACGCCCACCGAGUUCACUCUCAAGACCACCAUGCGCGACGGCCACGUUGGCGAGGUUCGCGUGUACAAGCCUCGCACUACCACCACCGCCGAGCAACAAACGACCAAGAAGACCGCCCUCGUGGUCCUCAUCCACGGAGGCGGCUACCACAUCGGCCACUGGUCCCACUUCGCCACGCCGGCCCGCGCGCUCGCGCACCUCUACGGCGUGACCGUCUGCAGCGUCUCGUACCGCCUCGCGCCGCAGCAUCCGUUCCCCACGGCACCUCACGACGUGUGGGACUCGCUGAGCUGGCUGGUCAGCGACGCAGGGCUCGCCGCGCUCGGCGGCGACGUGGACCCGGCCGGAGAGGGAUUCGUGGUCGGCGGGGCGUCCGCGGGCUCCAACCUCGCCGCCGUCGUGACGCAGAAGAGUGCCCUGCUGUCGGCCGGGGUGGCGGCGGCCGGCGCCACCGCCGACGAAGGCAAGCUCGCGAGCCCCAUUACGGGCCUGUGGCUCUCGCUGCACGCCAUGUACGACGAGACCACCGUGCCCGACAAGUACCGCCACCUGUGGUUCUCGCGGGAGCAGAACGCCACGGCGGCCGUGAUCGACACCAAGGGGCACGACUACAUCCUCGCCUCGUACCAGUCCGACCCAAAGUCGCCCGACUACUGCCCCGGGUACGGACAGGGCGAGGCCGCGCCGGGCAAGAUGCCCCCGACGUAUUUCCAGGUCUGCGGCGGGGACCCGCUGCGCGACGACGGGCUCGUCUACGAGAAGGUGCUCGGCGACGCGGGCGUCAGGACCCGGCUGGACGUGUACCCGGGCGUGCCUCACGGGUUCGGCGAGCUGACGGACAUUCCGCUCGCUCUCAAGAGCCAGCGGGACACGCUCAGGGGCUUCGCUUGGCUCCUGGGCAAGGAAGAGCCUUCGGACGAGGAGUGUGUUGCUGCGCGGAAGACAGCCUUGGAGAUGGACAGUCCCUAGUCCGCAGACGCACGUGCUUGGACACGGGGACAUUGCUCGCACGGGAUCGCUGAUGUGGCAUUCUAGCCAUCAUUCGUGAGCGCGCACGCCAUAAGUUCACCACGUGUAUCAUAUUACCCUCAAAGUCUUACAUAGUUAUGUCUUGUGUUCAGUGUAGCCUACAGCCAGCCUUUGCUCAAAGAAAGACCAAUUUUUGUAACCG
Molecule: messenger RNA, 1425 nt
Organism: Microdochium trichocladiopsis
Lineage: Eukaryota; Fungi; Ascomycota; Sordariomycetes; Xylariales; Microdochiaceae
Product: Alpha/Beta hydrolase protein
Exons: 3
Coding region: 66-1223 (385 amino acids)
Molecular function (GO): hydrolase activity
Source: RefSeq, a predicted model, not a curated record